Molecule: messenger RNA, 2561 nt
Organism: Wasmannia auropunctata (little fire ant)
Lineage: Eukaryota; Metazoa; Arthropoda; Insecta; Hymenoptera; Formicidae
Gene: eIF2D
Product: eukaryotic translation initiation factor 2D
Exons: 11
Coding region: 560-2302 (580 amino acids)
Biological process (GO): formation of translation preinitiation complex; translational initiation
Molecular function (GO): translation initiation factor activity; RNA binding
Source: RefSeq, a predicted model, not a curated record
AUGUUUAUCAGCUGUAUUGUACUUCGAUCCUUGCACCAUGCACUCUCUACGCUCAAAGCGAGAUAAGAUUUCGAUUGACUUAAUCGGUGAUCAAUUUACCGAGCGAUAUUUGUGCAAUUUGUUGCUUGGAACUGGAAAUUAUUAAUUGUUUAUUGCUCAACAUGUGAAAAGAAUUAGCUGAUUAGGGAUAAUCAGUUAUACAGUCAAUAAACAUUCGCUAAUGUCUAAUUCGGCCAUCUGAAUUAAUCGUUGAUUAAUUGUUUGAUGUGAAAGAGCGAGAACGAACGAGAGAGAGAGAGAGAGAGAGAGGAGCAGAAAGAAAACAUAGUAGAAUGAACAAUAAUGAUACGAGAUCAAUAUUUUUGUCGAAAGCGAGAGGUAGAACGUAGAACUCUCGUCGUCGACGUCCGUGAUGUUGGCAGCGCUUCCACGUAUAUCCAGAAUGUUAUGCCGCGCAGCAUCUAUCAACGGGGAUAAAUAAGGAUGCGGCGCCGUAUGGGAAAUCGGGGUUAGGUUUAAACGUCGUACGCUAGCCGAUCGGAGAUUUCGCACGUUCAAAAUGUUUAUCAAGCCGUUCAAAGUCAAGACCAAUUACCAGCUGAAAGGGACUGAAAGGAAAAAAUUAUGCGAGGAGAUAUUGGCGGCAUAUCCGAGUCUGUCGGACGAAGAGAUUCAGUCAUUGUUACCCAAGAAGGAAUCCAUCAGCAUUAUGAAAAUAUUAACACACAAUGGACAUGUAGGCAAAGUGUACUGCGUCGCCAAGAUACCUAUGUUCUUUCAACUGGAUUCGUACGACAUAGUGCUGUUUCCCACAAUUUAUACGCUAUGGCACCAUCCAUAUUUGUUAAACACUUUCACUACGCACACGCCAGUCAUAUCUAAAUUGGUAGGCGGUGCAGAUCUCAUGUUACCCGGAUUGAUUCUGAAGGAGCCGGUGACACUAUAUACCUUUGGUAAACUACGCAAGGGUACUCCAGUGUCGAUUAACACCGAAGAAAACAAGGCUGCAAUCGCUGUCGGCGUCACCGCGCUUUCCAGCGAGGACAUGUAUAUGGCAGCUGGACAUGGAAAGUGCGUAGAGGUUUUCCAUGUCAUCGGCGAUAUGCUGUGUCAAUUAGGCAAACCACCCCUGAGGCCUGAUUUGGGUUCACCGAACGUUGAAAGCCCCACAAAUACGUUGGAGGACAUCGAAUCAAUUAAUCAAGAAGAGAUCGUGGAUCAAACCGAAAAUCUGUCGGUUCAGUUGGAUGAAUUAAACGUCGGCGAGAAUUCAAGCGACAUAGUCAAGAACGAAGUCAUUUCUCAGGAGCAUAUAGAAGAAGAUGAAGAAACUGAAGAUGUACAAAUUUCAAACAUAGUUGAACCAGAAGUAGUUGACCCAGUCGAAGAGAUGGAUAAGCUACUGGAGUAUUGUUUCUUGAAAGCGUGCAAAAUGACGGUGAAGUCUAGCGAUCUGCCAAUGUUGUCGUCCAACUUCUUCAAAAAUCAUCUGUUGGUCGCUUGUCCGCCGGGUAAAAAUGUCGAUGUGAAGAAAUCUCGGUACAAAAAGCUAUCGGUUUUUCUAGCGGAAAUGAAGGCCAAGGGAAUAAUUAAUACAUCUAUCACAAAAGGUGUCGAAACAUUGCUUUCCAUUAAGUUCGAUCAUCCGCUUGUGAAGAAAUUAGUCGUUACCGAAGAACGACCAGUUGCGGCUGAACCAGUGGUUUCGAACAGCGCUGUCGUGUCGGAGUGUUAUCGAGUGACCGCCGACGUUCUGCCAGUUCUGUCAAAAUUCGGCUAUGAAAAGGGUGACGUAAUGAAAAGAGCCGAGAUCAGAAAGUGUUUUGCUGAGUACGUGAAAGCGGAGGAUCUGCAAAACGGAAAGACGUUAAAGCUGAAUCCUCAAUUGGCGGGAAUCAUGCGAACCAAGGCUCAUCAGGAGACGGUGACGAUGGAGGAUGGGAUAAACAAGUUUAUCGGACGCAUGACGCAUAUGCAUGAGGUUACCCUCGCGGGAAAUACUUUGUUGCACACGGGAAAACUAGAACCGAUCGACAUGAGAGUGACGGUGCGAUCGGGCGGGAAGAAGGUAACAUUGGUGAACAACCUGGAAACGUUCGGGAUUAAUCCGAAAGAAUUCAGUAAGGAGUGCCAGGGCAUCGGCGCGAGCGCGACAAUCACUGACGAUCCUGGCAAAAAGACGCCUAGUGUUCUUGUUCAGGGGAAUCAAAUUUUAUAUGUGUACAAAUUACUCACGGAAAAAUACCAGAUAAAAAAGAACUAUAUAAGAGGCUUAGAAUUCGCCCCGAAGAAGAAAAAAUAGAUAUUUUUAAUGUGAUUGUCAUCUGACUAAAACUCUGUGGUUAAAAUUUUUUUUCUUGAAACUUUGUCACAGAUAGAUAUUUGCGCGUACAAUUUCGACGGAACGGUUUCAAUCGUAAAUCAAGGAAUGCUGCCAUUUAUCGUGGAAACAUGUUUUCUAAUAGACUAAGGUAACUGGAGAAUUAACAUUUACCUUUUGCCAGAGAAAAUACGUUACAAGUGAUUAUCAAAUAAAAGCAACUUAGCAACAUACGAAUUUA